CCUAGAAUGUGUGGACGUGUAUUUACUUACCAUAGAGGUGCGGGCCUGCCGCCUGUCGAUUUGGGUGGAAUGAUUAUUAAAGGAAUAGGUAAGCGAUUUUGUUUAUUAAAAAUAUCUUGUAGCAAUGGGAAGCGGAUCGGCAGAGAAUGUUGGUCUCGAAAAACGAGAUUUAGGCUGAUGCAUCUCACCUUGGUUUGAACUUUAAUCAGGGUCUCAAAGGUCAGGAU
Messenger RNA from Meloidogyne enterolobii, 227 nucleotides. The record is from the annotation of a GenBank genome assembly. NCBI's taxonomy places the organism in Eukaryota, Metazoa, Nematoda, Chromadorea, Rhabditida, Meloidogynidae.